AUGUUUUCUUUCUCAGACAUCGACGAAUGCGCUACCGGUGUCCACAGCUGUCAUCAACAUGCCGCCUGUACCAACACCGUUGGGAGUUACCGGUGUACGUGUGACAGCGGAUACACUGGGGAUGGUAGAACGUGUACAGCUCUCUGUUGGGGCUCCACAACCUGUCCACGUGGAGGGAUCUGCAGCAGCCCAAAUCAUUGCACCAGCUGUGACACUGGCUAUGAGUCGCCAGACUGUGGAAACAUAGAUGAGUGUUCCACGGACACGGACAACUGUCACGAAGACGCGAGCUGUACAGAUACUGACGGCAGUUUCACCUGUACAUGCAACGAUGGGCAUACUGGAAAUGGACUUCACUGUGAACGGAACGCCCCGAAUCUAUUAUCCUGCCCCGCUGACACACAUAUACCAGUGAACUCACCAGACGGAGGUCUCCUGGACUGGACCGAUCCGGAGUUCCGUUUCCAACCAUCCAACGAGCUGGCCAAUCACCAGUGCUCUGCUAACAAGGGAGACGCCGCUCCUAUUGGAACCCACAACGUGCAGUGUUGGGCAGAGGACUUUGCUGAUGGUACUACCUGUGACUUCGAUGUCAUCAUCGAAGCUCCUGAAUGCGAUGAUCUUACACCUCCUCUACACGGCGCAAAGACGUGUGGUGUGGCCGAAGGUGCUCAGAAAUACUGCAGCAUAAGCUGUCAAGACAGGUACGACUUUGCGAUAGAGCCAGCGGACAAUUAUCGGUGCGAUUGGUACGCUAUAUGGCAUCCAGCAGAGGACUUACCGUGGCCUGACUGCUCUCGUUCCUACCGCCCUCCGCGUGCCCGGCAAAAGAACGAGCUUUACUACUACAGUGGUUCCUGCGCCUUUAACGAAGAAGACAUCAAGAGAGACCUCCUACGGCUCUACGCGGACCUGGGUGACUGCAGUGCUGGGAUCAGAUGCGGAAUCUCCGACAUUGAGGUCACCUGUGGACUGAAUUCCAGGAAACGUCGGGACACUCCAAGGGACACAGAACUGAGGGAGCACAGCGUAGAGUUCGUUGUCAAGCGAUCUGCAUUAGGUAACACUAUCAAAAUAGAGUUCGUGACCGAGGCAGAGUCCCUUGCGGAGGAACCAACAGCCACUGACCAAUCGGACGUCAUCGGCGCACUGGACAACAUGUACUUUGAGAUUCGCGCCAGAGUAGCAGCGAGGACAUUCAACCUAGAAGUAGGAGGGGAGUCGCUAGAAGCAGUCAACUAUGUCGGUCUCCUACCCACCUUCGACAUCCACUGUGAGGAUGGACAGAUAGAGAGGAUAGAAACCUUCGGAGCCGUUUGUAUCAACUGCCCCGUCCGUACCUACUAUCAAGACAACACCUGCCUACCGUGCCCACCUGGCUGGUAUCAAGACGAGGAGGCCCAGACAGAAUGUAAGGUCUGCCCUUCGCGAGGGAACCAUACAGAGGGAUGUGAGGAAGAGCCUGACCACUGCUACUUUAAUCCAUGUCUGAACGGUGGUACUUGUAAUGACUUCGUGGGCUUCUACAACUGCACUUGCCCGGAUUCAUUUACUGGGUUCGACUGUGAAGAAGACGUCGACGAAUGCGCCGAAGGAAUAGACCUCUGUCAUGAAGCUGCUACAUGUACCAACACACAUGGGGGCUACAACUGUACUUGUGAUGAUGGGUACACAGGAGAUGGGUAUACAUGCAUUGACGACGACGAGUGUGCUCAGGAGAGUACCUGUGAUGAACAUGCCACCUGUACCAACACACCUGGGAGCUACACCUGUGCUUGUAAUGAAGGAUACACUGGAGAUGGAAACACUUGCACAGAUGAAGACGAGUGUGCCCUACAAACGGACACCUGUGACGAACAUGCCACUUGUACCAAUACACCUGGGGGCUACACCUGUGCCUGUUUGGAAGGAUUCAGUGGCGAUGGAUACACAUGUACAGAGAGAUGCUCUUCAAACUUUAAGUUUUGGAACGACGCCUGCUACUUCCUCUCGCCGAAUAGAAAGACAUUUGUGUCAGCCGAAAGUGACUGUGACAGACGUGGGGCGAAACUAGCGGUGGUGCUAGACUUGGCCACCCACCAACAUCUGAUUGACAACGCGAAAAACAAGAGGAACAUCUGGAUCGGACUGAGUGACCGUGGGCAAGAGGGUGAGUUUAAGUGGAGCAAUGGUGCCGAUCUCGGGUCCUUCCACCCCUGGAGGGGUGGGAACAAUCCACGCACUGACUGUGUGGCCAUGAUGAGGUGGGGGAGGUCGAGGACCUAUAAGUGGAGAGUGAAGCUCUGUGCGGCAAAGCUCAACUAUUUCUGCCAACAAACUUUAACUGCUGCAACCAGCCCCUAGGGCAAGGAUUGGAAGUGAGUAGCAGGGAUGGGCAACAUUGAGACCAAUACUGAGAC
Messenger RNA from Branchiostoma floridae (Florida lancelet), 2399 nucleotides. RefSeq names its product signal peptide, CUB and EGF-like domain-containing protein 3. The transcript has 15 exons. Gene Ontology annotation, molecular function: calcium ion binding. Lineage: Eukaryota; Metazoa; Chordata; Leptocardii; Amphioxiformes; Branchiostomatidae. The record is from RefSeq and is a predicted model, not a curated record. The coding region runs from base 1 to 2343 and encodes 780 amino acids.